AGAUCAUCUCUUUUGCCUUUUCCUGUCAAUCUUGUUUACGCUCUCUCGCUCGCGGCCUCUCUCUCGAGGUUGACUUGGAUCAUCAUCGUUCCGGACUUCGAGCGAUAUUCACUCACCUUUUUUGCUCAAUUCUCCGUGCGUUCCACAUAUGGUAGAUGAACGCCUUCCGUUUCGGGCCCAGUUGCGUUUGUAGUAAUCACUCAGGAUACGGCUGACAUCUCUGGGCACUGAGUUGGUAAGUUAGCUUCCAAAUCGCCAGCCAAGGUAAUGAAGUAGUGUCCAGAAAUGCACCCGCUGGGAUAAUAAUUCGUGGAUUGGCAAGAUCAUGCUCGCCUAUGCUGCUGUAUCUAGACGGCCAUGGGGGACGCGAGGAAUCAUUGUUCGUCUUAGUAUCACUCUAAGCAUUUCCUAAGACACGUGUGUCCGUUUUGUGCUUUCUAGGAUAUCGUCUUCUUCUGGAAGAUGAAGCUGCCAACCGAUGUAAGUCUCCCUCCCUGUCGGCUCUCAAUAAGUCACCUCUCCUUUCGUGUAAUCUGAUGCUGCUUAUUGGACUGGGAGCCUGAUUUUGUUCUACCUAUGCUUUUUAGUUAUCUUUUCUGCGGGAACCGAAGAGGAACAUAUUGUCUCUGUGCUACUUUGUGUUCUUGCUGUCCGCUGCUGUCCUGAUUGGUGGAGCAUUUGUCACGAAAGAUUAUCCACAGCUUUCUUCAUUCCAAAACCCUUAUUUUCUGGCAUGUCGCCUCGAGAAUCCUCUAAGUUCUCACGAAAAGUUUCCUCGUUCAAUUUGGUGAAUUAGCUAGAUAUGCCAAUGGCAUUGUGGCAUCAACUAAGGCUUUUCUUUUGCAGAAGUUUCUCGGAUUGCAAACUGUUAAAAAUCAGCAGAAUGUGACAUCCCAGCAGAAUACACCGUGCAAACCUCGUGGCAGUGAGAUGCUACCCAAAGGCAUUGUUUCAAGCACUUCGGAUCUAAAAUUGCGACCCUUAUGGGGCUCACAUGAUACAAAGAGCUCAAACUCAACGAACUUACUGGCCAUUUCAGCUGGAAUAAAGCAAAAAGAUAACGUAGACAAGAUUGUCAAGAAGUUUCUAUCAAGUGAUUUCCACGUGAUGAUUUUUCAUUAUGAUGGGAAUGUGGACGGAUGGAGGGACACCGAAUGGAGCGAUCAUGCUAUUCAUGUGUCUGCUAUCAAACAAACCAAGUGGUGGUUUGCAAAGCGUUUUCUACAUCCAGACAUCGUUUCUGAAUACGCCUACAUCUUCCUUUGGGAUGAGGAUCUUGGAGUGGAAAAUUUCCAUGUCGGAAGAUAUCUUUCGAUUAUCAAAGAAGAAGGGCUUGAAAUAUCGCAACCGGCACUUGACCCGAAUAAAUCAGAGAUUCAUCAUCAAAUCACUGAACGAGAUACAAAAUCAAAAGUACACAGGAGGAUCUUCAGACAGAUGGGUGGAGGAUUUACGUGCAAUGAAAACAGUACAAGCCCUCCAUGCACAGGGUGGGUGGAAAUUAUGGCUCCUGUUUUCUCACGAGCAUCAUGGCGCUGUGUGUGGCAUAUGAUUCAGAAUGACUUAAAUCAUGCAUGGGGAUUGGAUUUUCAGCUUGGCUACUGUGCUCAGGGUGAUCGAAUGGAAAAGAUUGGGGUCGUGGAUUCCGAGUACUUAGUUCAUUCUGGAUUUGUUACGCUCGGGAGUGUGGUAAGGAAAAAGAUUAGAAAUGAGUCCUUUGCUCAGUGGAAGAUCUUCCAGCACAGAUGGAGAAAAUCAGUUGAGGACGAUCACUGUUGGACUGAUCCAUAUUAAGCAGGAUAAAAAGGCUACAUGAAAGCAUUUCCAGCUCCCUCGCCGAGACGAACUGUAACAUUUUUGGAAAAUCUACUGAGGUAUUGCCUCAUGAGUUACAAAAGGUGGUAAUUGAUGCCAUUCAUCUCUCUGCAACAGUACUAGCAUACAGCAUGUGUUUCUCAAUGCCGAGAAAAGAGGAGCUACUCAACCUGUUCUUUUCACAAAGUUUUGUAUAUGGAGAAUCAGAUCCUCGAGUUCUCUAACUCUUGAGUUCAACGUUAUUUCAACCUCAGUUAUACAUUGAAGAGAACCUUGGAGUCCCACUAUAUUAUUGAAUGUAGCAGUUAUGAUAGUGAUACAUGUUACCGGAAAAAAUUACAGAAAUGAACCUUCUAA
This is a messenger RNA of Syzygium oleosum, 2172 nucleotides long. RefSeq lists its product as uncharacterized. Lineage: Eukaryota; Viridiplantae; Streptophyta; Magnoliopsida; Myrtales; Myrtaceae. The coding region runs from base 931 to 1794 and encodes 287 amino acids. The transcript is spliced from 12 exons. The record is from RefSeq and is a predicted model, not a curated record.